AUGGCACCUAAGGAAUACAAAAAAGAGGAAGAGCAAAUUGCAAAGGCUGUCAGCGCGUAUCAAAGUGGUCAAAAUCAAAAUAUCUCGAAAUUAGCGCGUGAAUUUGGGGUCUCUCGCCAUAGACUGUCCCGACGCGUCAAGGGGAUACCCUCUCGCUCCAAAAGGGCACCUACGGACCGCCAAUUAUCGCUAGAUCAAGAAAAAGCGCUUUUCCUAUGUAUUGAGUAUCUAGAUAACAUAGGAGCACCUCCAACAAAUCAACAAAUUGAGCAGAGUGCCGAUUUUUUGCUUCGUAAAGAUUUUACCAGUCCCGGAGAGCCUCGCGGCGUUCGUAAAACCUGGGUUGAUCGAUUCCUUACUCGCUUGCCAGAGGAGCUUCAUAUUACACCCAAAAAUCUAUGGAACUUUGACGAGACCGGAUUCAUUGUCGGACAAGGAAAAAACGAGUCAGUGGUCACAAAGUACCCAAAAACAGCAAAAAGAGUUUCCUCUUUGUCUUCUCGAGAAUCUCUUACCGUCGUUGAGAGUAUAAAUGCCGAAGGGAGAGUCAUUCCACCGUUAAUUAUCCCAAAAGGCGAAAAACAUAUGGAGGAAUGGUAUCGACGUAUACAGGAUCCGGAGUGGCUUACUGCUCCUGCUUCAAAUGGAUUUAUCACGGAUGAGAUCGCAUUUGAAUGGCUUCAACAUUUUCAGCACUAUACAAAGCCAGAAUAUACGUUCGAAUGGCGAUUAUUAAUUAUGGAUAAUCAUACAACCCAUCUCACUAUACAGUUCGUUCAAUACUGUGAAAUUUAUCGCAUUCGAUUAUUCAGAUUUCCACCUCAUUCCACGCAUCUAUUACAACCACUCGAUGGAGUGCCUUUUCAGCAAUAUAAGCACGUUCAUGGAAGAGUGGUAAAUCAAGUUGCUCGGCUCGGAGGCUUCGAUUUCAACAAAAAUGACUUUUUUGAGGAAUUACGGGAUAUUCGAAUUCAAACCUUUACUCCGCGAAUUAUUCGCCACGGUUGGAAAGAUCGAGGGAUUUGGCCAUAUAAUCCUGAUAUCGUAUUGAGCAAAUUGCCUCACCCAGAUGAGGCAAUUAUUGAUGAUGGGAAUACAUUAAAAAUUUAUGGCGAGAUCGAUGACACUAUUCCCAGCUCACCAACAACGAAAUCAAUUUCUCCACCAUCAACGGUCACUGCGCUUCGUCGAUAUAUCAAUAAGAUAGAGAAAUCAAUCGAGGGUAUAAAGGAUAUUUUGGAGGAAUCAAAACCUGGCCUCGUACGCCGUAUAAAAGUCGUGAAUUCAAGCAGCCUCGCCAUAGCGGGAUUAGGUGAGCUUCACCGUGAGGAUUUUGCAAGGCUGCGCGACACAGCACAACGCAAAAAUAACAAGAAAAACCAAGCGUCAGAUAAAAGCCUCAGGCGCACUUUAUUUAAAAGAUGCGAAUCGCCUCAUAAAACGCCGCCAUAA
Molecule: messenger RNA, 1452 nt
Organism: Talaromyces stipitatus ATCC 10500
Lineage: Eukaryota; Fungi; Ascomycota; Eurotiomycetes; Eurotiales; Trichocomaceae
Exons: 2
Coding region: 1-1452 (483 amino acids)
Cellular component (GO): nucleus
Molecular function (GO): DNA binding
Source: RefSeq, a predicted model, not a curated record